Messenger RNA from Gadus macrocephalus (Pacific cod), 482 nucleotides. RefSeq names its product interferon alpha-inducible protein 27-like protein 2A. Lineage: Eukaryota; Metazoa; Chordata; Actinopteri; Gadiformes; Gadidae. The coding region runs from base 120 to 425 and encodes 101 amino acids. The transcript has 4 exons. Gene Ontology annotation, biological process: apoptotic signaling pathway. Gene Ontology annotation, cellular component: mitochondrion; membrane. The record is from RefSeq and is a predicted model, not a curated record.
UUGCUCUGCUUUCUAGUGAAACAAGGCGUUCAUUGGAUAAAUAGCUUUCGUUUCCCCACCGAUUUACCCAAAUAAAAGGCAAACGGAGAACGAAUCCGAGGCAUCUCUCACUCUGCAUCAUGGAUUACCUAUGCGCAGCAGUCGUUGGUACAGUAGGUGCUGGUGUUGCCGUGCUCGCUGCCCCUGUACUUCUGGGCGCCGCUGGCUUCACCGCGGCAGGAAUCACCGCUGGGUCAAUGGCUGCAGGCAUGAUGUCAGCAGCUGCCGUAGCGAACGGAGGGGCGGUGGCAGCGGGCACCACAGUGGCCGUGUUGCAGGCAGCAGGUGCGGCUGGUCUGGGGGCAGUGGCUACUGCUGCAACUGCUACUGGAGGAGCAGCAGCUGCACUGGCUCUGAAAGAGGCUCUAGAAUCAGCUGCAACUUAAUGCUAAAUGAGGAGGACCGACAAUUCUAAAUGUCCCCGGUCGGCGACUAGUCAUUAA